This is a messenger RNA of Momordica charantia (bitter melon), 393 nucleotides long. RefSeq lists its product as uncharacterized. NCBI's taxonomy places the organism in Eukaryota, Viridiplantae, Streptophyta, Magnoliopsida, Cucurbitales, Cucurbitaceae. The record is from RefSeq and is a predicted model, not a curated record.
AUGACCAAGGCUUGUAGCAAUAUCCUCACGAGCAAAAUUCCAACAAAAAUGAAGGACCCUGGAAGCUUCAUGAUACCUGUUUCCAUUGGAGGACAUAAAAUUAGGCUUGCAUUAUGUGAUCUAGGAGCCAACAUCAAUCUGAUACCUUUAUCCAUCUAUAACAAGUUGGGUAUAGGAGAAGCGAGGCCUACGACGGUGACAUUGCAACUUGCGGACUGGUCCAUUACGCAUCCGGARCGAAAAUUUGAAGCUGUCUUGGUACAAGUUGAUAAAUUCAUUUUCCAUGCUGACUUUAUUAUUUUGGAUUAUGAGGCAUAUAAGAAGGUCUCAAUCAUCCUUGGGAGGUCAUUUCUUGCAACGGGGAGAGCGUUGGUAGACGUGCACAAAGGAUAG